AUGGUAUCUUGCCUUAAGGUCAUUGAUGGGUUGAGAAGACGUACUAGGGUGCCACAGCCACCAGCACCACGCAGAAAGGACAGCAGGGCAGGGCGGAUUUGGGCUUGGGAGUGGCUGACACGGCGGCAACUACAUGGGGACUAUGACCAGCUGCUACAAGAACUGAACAAGGAGGACCGCAAAGGACACAAGAACUCUCCACGAAUCUACCCUGAAUUGUUCGAGGAGAUGGUCAAAAGGCUGACGCCUCUGUUGAAGAAGAAGGACACGAACAUGCGGCGUGCACAAGAGGUGGGACUCAAGUUGGCGGUCACUCUCCGCCACCUGGCAAGUGGGAACGACUAUACAAGCCUGCAAUACAGCUUCAGAGUCUCCCAGAGUUCCAUAUGCCGAUUUAUCCCAGUAGUCUGCCAAGCCAUUAUCGACAUAUACAAACCAGAAGUGGUGAAGUGCCCCAAAACACCAGAAGAAUGGAAUGACGGAGCAAAACGCUUCGCCUCCAAGUGGAACUACUUCAAUUGUGUGGGAGCCCUGGAUGGGAAGCACAUCGCGAUCAAGAAACCCAAAGAAGGAGGUCCUGGGGAUGGAGGAACCUGUCAGAAGUGCAACCUGGCCAGGGCCAUCGCAAACAACAGAGCAGGACUCCCACAAGGCAAAAAUCUGCCCAACGACGACGAACCCAUCCCCUUACGCAUAGUCGCCGAUGAUGCCUUCGCUCUCAAUACGUGGUUGAUGAAGCCCUACUCCCACCAAUCACAAGAUCCCACCGAACGAACAUACAGCUACAGAUUAUCUCGCGCUCGUCAUGUGGUGGAAAACGCAUUCGGCCUGCUGUAG
Messenger RNA from Macrobrachium nipponense, 837 nucleotides. RefSeq lists its product as uncharacterized. Bases 1 to 837 code for a protein of 278 amino acids. The record is from RefSeq and is a predicted model, not a curated record. The transcript has 3 exons. Lineage: Eukaryota; Metazoa; Arthropoda; Malacostraca; Decapoda; Palaemonidae.